UCAAAAUCCGAUCUUUAGGGUUUGGUUUUCUUCAAUUUGUCUUGAAUUUGCGUUUUGGAUUUUGUGGAGAUUGAUUGGUUUUAGGGAGGUUGUGAUCGGAAACUGCGGAAAUGGGGUUGAUUUCAGGGAUUCUGUGCACAAUUAAAAGAGAUCCAUAUGUGUGUAUGGUUGUCGAAACCAGUUAUUUAAGUGAUAUUGGCCUAUAAGAAAACUAUUUUCUUUUGCAGCGUGAUGAAGAGGACAUGGUGGAUCUUGGUAGAAAUUGCUAGGUUGAGUUCAAGGAGUACUAUGUCCAAAUGCAAGCUGGCAAAAGAAGCCAAGCACCUGUUCCUUCACAGGGAUAAAGAAGGAAAUUGGAGCAUUGCAAUUAAAAUUGUUGAGAUAAAGAGAACUGAUAAAACAGGAAAUGAGAGAGUGGUUGGAAGUGUCAUUACAGCGAGAGAUCGCUGGCUAAAACCUGGAGGUGUUAUACUUCCUUCAAAUGCAAUGGUAUUUUCUUUAUCUCUUUGGUCUUUCAAUUAUUGUGACAGUACAUCUUUAGUUAUGAGAUCUAUACACGGUUGCUGCUUUAAUGUCAUUGAAUUGACAAUCAUUUCAACCUCAUAUGUUGUUAACUUGUGGAUUAUCAACUAGAGUAUGCAGCUUCGUCUAUAUAUUUUUGUACAACAUUAGAUGCUAAAUGAAUUUGGUUCUGUAAUGCUGAUUUUGUCGUUGAAUGCUUGCAGUUGUACAUAGCACCUUUCACACAUGUUGAUAGAUAUAGUGAAAGCAUUGAUUUCUGGCAGAAUGUUUAUGGAAUUGAUAGUGAGUACACACCUUACUUACUAACAUGAUAAUCAGUUGUGAAAAUGUUUGGAAUUACAUGGAUUUGGUUUGUUGGGUCUGUAAAGAGGAUGCUUUUUUGCGAU
Molecule: messenger RNA, 908 nt
Organism: Rosa chinensis
Lineage: Eukaryota; Viridiplantae; Streptophyta; Magnoliopsida; Rosales; Rosaceae
Product: probable protein arginine N-methyltransferase 6
Exons: 4
Coding region: 232-633 (133 amino acids)
Biological process (GO): peptidyl-arginine methylation
Molecular function (GO): protein-arginine N-methyltransferase activity
Source: RefSeq, a predicted model, not a curated record